Molecule: messenger RNA, 2227 nt
Organism: Anastrepha ludens (Mexican fruit fly)
Lineage: Eukaryota; Metazoa; Arthropoda; Insecta; Diptera; Tephritidae
Gene: kermit
Product: PDZ domain-containing protein GIPC3
Exons: 2
Coding region: 675-1709 (344 amino acids)
Molecular function (GO): protein binding
Source: RefSeq, a predicted model, not a curated record
UGACUAGUUGUGGGUUUAUAGGCUUUCAACUGCCUACUUUUACUUUCUGUGGCCUUACAAAAUGGCAAUUGCCACCCUCAACAGAGUUUCGAAAUGCGUGUCGAAUUGUGCCGUUCUGCACCCGCUUUUCACUAGUUCGAAAAUAGUGACACAAUUCCUAAUAUGAAAUGCACUGUUUAGAAGACUGUCCCCAUACAUUUCACUGCAGAGAUCACUCACAUUGGCACUGAUACCUAGCUUCUCUCACUAAGCAUACACUUAUUCAUGCCGCACCAUUAUUUUACUUCCAUUUUGGGGUUGCCCUAAACUGCUCUCAUUUAGCACUGCACACUUCCGUUUUCACGCCUUAAGUAACUAUUUCGGCUUCGUGUGAAUAAAAGCUUCUCAACUCGUAUCAUUUUCAUACUCCUGUGUAAGUGCCGGCCGCUACAGCGGAAUGAGCGAGAGUUGGGUGCGCUUAUCACAUCGUUUCUUAUUACCCCUUUUCUCUACGAAAUCUUAUCUGCAGUGUACGCAUAUCGAGAUAAGAAGUUCACAAAACGAUGACAAAGAGGUGCAGAAUUUUUUUAUAGUUUUAAAUGCCAGAAGUUAUAUUUUCAGCGAGUUAUACAAACCAGUAGAUCGCCGCAUAGACAGCAACCCACAAAGAGCAACACUUUCACAGACGCAUCGCAAUGCCGCUAUUUACGAAAAAGGGCCCAAAAUUUGGUAAACUAGACUCUGAUCCUGCUGCUAAUGCCGCUUCCGCCGCCGCUGCCAGCAACUCCUACAACGACAACAAUAACACAUCGGCCAACGGCAAAGCCAACACAAUGAAUGGCACCAACGCUACUUCCCGCAUAGACCCAUACAUUCCUAAGCCUCAAUUGAUAUUCCACUGCCAAUUGGCGCACGGCAGUCCAACUGGUCUGAUAACAGGCUUUGCGAGCGUACGGGAACUCUAUAAGAAGAUAGCCGAAUGCUAUGAUAUACCCGUCGAAGAAAUACUCUUCUGCACUUUGAAUUCACACAAAGUGGACAUGACAAAACUGCUGGGCGGCCAAAUCGGUCUAGAUGAUUUUAUAUUCGCGCAUCGAAAAGGGCGUCCGAAAGAGAUUGAAAUUAUCAAAUCAGAGGAUGCACUUGGUCUUACUAUAACCGAUAAUGGAGCGGGUUAUGCGUUUAUCAAACGGAUCAAAGAGGGUUCGGUAAUUGAUCGUAUCGAGCAUAUUGGCGUCGGUGAUCAUAUCGAAAAAUUGAAUGACGUAACUAUGGUGGGAAAGCGGCAUUAUGAGGUGGCGCGUCUGCUGAAGGAUAUACCCACUGGUACUACGUUCACAUUGCGGCUAGUGGAGCCGAUGAAGAGCGGCUUUCAAGGCAUUGGACCGCGCACACAAUCGAAGGCGCCAUCUGGUCGUGGCUAUGGUAGUGGCAAAGAAACAUUACGAUUUAAGGCGAACGGCAAUGUUGAAAUCGAGGACAAGUUCGACGAAUCGACACAAUCGGGCAUCGAGGCGAUCAACAAUUUGCUGGAGUCGUUUAUGGGCAUAAACGAUACCGAGUUGGCGACACAGAUCUGGGAUUUAGGUGCAAAUAAAUCCAAUUCUAUGGACUUUGCGGAGGCUAUCGACAAUUCCGAUUUGGAGUCUUUCGGUUUUACCGAUGAUUUCAUUAUCGAACUGUGGGGUGCUAUAACGGAUGCUAGACGUCGGAAGACUGCGAAAAACUGAAAAUCUGCCUCCACAAUUAAAAUACGUACUCGACGAUGUUCACUGGACAAAAUGAGAAGAGGAGAGAGGGAAAAAUAGAGAGCGUUUUAUGAGUAUAAGAAAAGAAGAAAAACUGCAAAUUGAAAAUUACUUGCUAGAGUAUUGUUAAUAUGAAAAUUAAGGUAUUUUUUCACUAUUUUGAAAAGACGGGUGGCAUAUCAAUGUAUUUAUGUAUUUCAAAAGUAUGAUAAAUGCGCAUUUUGUUAGUUAUACAAACUAUGUACUACUAUUGAUAUUGUUUAAUGAUAAUAAUAAAAAAAAAUAUGACAUUCGUGAAUUCGAGAAAAUCAAAUUUGUGCGGAAGUUGUUUUUGCCAAUUUAUACAUAUAUACGUAUACAUAUAAAUAUAUUUAUUUUAUUCUUUUAAUUAUACCAUACAAUUAAAAUAUUUUAGAUUUUAAAGCGCAUAUUUACAAAAAGAAAAGUGAAGAAGCAAUGGAACAUGUAAAAUACAAAUAAAACCAUUAAUGCAAUAUUUA